This is a messenger RNA of Lobosporangium transversale, 174 nucleotides long. RefSeq lists its product as hypothetical. The record is from RefSeq and is a predicted model, not a curated record. Lineage: Eukaryota; Fungi; Mortierellomycota; Mortierellomycetes; Mortierellales; Mortierellaceae. Gene Ontology annotation, molecular function: DNA-binding transcription activator activity, RNA polymerase II-specific; RNA polymerase II transcription regulatory region sequence-specific DNA binding. The transcript has a single exon. The annotation marks the transcript as partial. Gene Ontology annotation, cellular component: nucleus. Gene Ontology annotation, biological process: regulation of transcription by RNA polymerase II.
GAAGACAAACGUCGUCGUAACACUGCAGCUUCUGCUCGUUUCCGCCAUAAGAAGAGGCUUCGCGAGCAAGUCCUUGAAAAGACGGCCAAAGAGAUGACAGCCAAGUCUGAAUUAUUGGAGAUCCGUGUCCGAGAAUUAGAGAUGGAGAUCAAAUGGCUCCGAGGGCUGAUUGUC